GAUCUCUGGCAUUAAAGCAUCACACAGAAUGUUUCUCUUAUUCGAGCUCCUCUUUCCUCCACAUACAGGGAAUCAACAGACUAUUUUAUACGGUCUUUGGACUUUGCUUCUUUAUUUCCACCCUCUUUCAUAAAAAAAAAAGAAAAAGAAAAAAGAUACCGUGCUCCAUUUGCAUUUGAUCUUCCAAAAGGAAGGUACUGAUAAAACCGGAAUUUCAGCGAUACAGACGCAGGUCAACCGCUAAACAGUGAAGGCCAAGAGUCCCGCGCUGCAAGCCCAUAGCCGGCAGAGGGCAAUGGAACUCGCUUUCUGGUCGUGCGGGGCGCAUGCGCAUUCUGCUUGCGGAAGCGGGGCCAGAUCGCCAAGGAAGAAGGGAACUUCCCUUCCUCAGGCCAGGGAGGAGGAGGCGCCGCCCUGGCUUUGGGGCAAAUGGGGCUGCAUCCAUCUUAAGGAAAACGCUGCUGUUCACAGCCCUACCUGAUGAGGAGUGAGAUUCCCUGCGCGUCUCCCGGAUAUUUUUCUGAAACAGCACUAAAGACUUAAUGUUCUGGGCUGUUCCUACGUGUUUUCUUCUGCACUGUCUGUUGGGAUAUAUUAGCAAGAAUUAUUUUACAAAUCUACGUAUUCCUUAGGGAUUUUCAUUGAUAACCAUAGCAGGCCGUAAUGUGCCUUCCUCGCAACCUCUGUCAGGAUUCAUUAUGAGGAGAAACACAAGAAGAAUUGUGAGGAAAAUCUACAGAAUACGGGGACCCUGCAGAGGAAGGAGUAUGUGGCCGGGGCACGGCGGCGCACUGUCGCGCAGCUCGCGAGAAAGGGGCCCCUGCAGGGAAACCCCGCACUCUGCAUCCCUGCAUUUCCACAUUGUAGAGUAAAAGAUCAAGGCACGAACUAUAUAGAUUUACAGAAAAUAGGCCAAAGAUUGAGAUUUUUUUGACACAAGCAAGUCCAGAGAACUUUUACCAUGUAUGGUUACCGGCGCUUAAGAAGCCCCAGAGAUUCCCAGACAGAACCGCAGAAUGACAAUGAAGGAGAGACCAGUUUGGCUACCACACAAAUGAAUCCACCCAAACGUCGCCAAGUGGAGCAGGGUCCCAGUACAGGUGCAAAAAAACCCUCAAUUUCAGGAGCUCCACACCUGAAUUCAUACCAGUCCCUGGAACUUCCCCAGAAUCAGCAGGAUUCUGGCACUGAGGAGCUCAUGAUAGUCCUGGAACAAGGGACAGAAGUGAGGUUGAGCCUGGAAGAGGUCAUCCUCAUCUUGGCCCCAGAGACAGUGCUGCAGCUGACCCUGGAGAACACAGUCCUUGUGAUUGUCCCUGAGCAUGUCCUGAGGUCAGAAGAUGGCCUGCAGUCCCCUGUGCAGAUCCAGUACAUCAUACCUUCCGUUGAUGACUUCAGCUUGGAGUUCCAUGCUCAAGAUGGAGACAUCUCAGACAUGAGAAGAGAGAAUGUGCCUUUUUCACCUGCAGAAGAAGGGAAGGCAGCACCCCUGUAUCAGCAGCCCUUGAUGAUACCCCAAGCAAACCACAUGGCUGGGAUCAGCCCUUCUUUCCUAGUAACCCCAUUGUGCAUUCCACGCUGUCGGGCAGCCUUCCCCCAAUGCUACCCUCUACCACCCACACCUAGUCCUGUGGGACGCCCUAGACCAGCCGACUCCAGUUUCAGCCUGCAUGGUAUGGAGCUCUUGUGCACCUCCUCCCUCAGACCUAUGCCCCCUUCACCAAGUCCUGGUCCCCAGGUCUAUCACAGGGUUCACCAUAGGCCUCCCAGCAGGGCACGGAGAUGUCUCUUUAGGAAGUGAUUUAACCCAAGAGCCACCCCCUGCAUUGAUAGGUCAGAGAUUGUCCAGAUCCUUAGUCAGUGCAUUCUCUGAAAUGUGGAGAGAAAGUAAUUUGACCACUUGCUUGCCCUUUGCUGUUCCCCAUCAUCAACCACUGUCUUCAACAGCGGAGGGUCCCAGAUGCUGCAGGGAGGGGGAGAACUGCAGGGAGUUCAAAUAAAACAUUCACAUUUCACUUCACACACACUGUCCCUUAGACUUUCUCUUCCUAUUUAAGCACAUACAUCCAACCACACUCAAUCAAAUCCCUGACUGCUCCAUGUGAGAGUUCUGCUUCCAGCAUGACGUGGUCUGAAAGUUCAUCUGAAGACAGCUGCUCACUCCCGGGGGCUAACACCGCCCCUUGCAUGCUGAUGUCCUUGUAGUCAUUGGUCUGAUGCCACAAUAAAUAAUUCCUAAGGCUGAUGCUCUAUUUCUGCCCUGAGACUCUCCCCUUUUUCUCCAAGCUGUGCCCCAUUCCUUGUCUUAGUCCAGGUUCCCUACACUCCCCAGGCCAAUGCUUUUGAAUAAAUCUUGACGUCAUUGAAUGAA
Messenger RNA from Homo sapiens (human), 2371 nucleotides. RefSeq names its product proline rich 23 domain containing 1 (gene PRR23D1). The record is from RefSeq and is a predicted model, not a curated record. The transcript has 5 exons. NCBI's taxonomy places the organism in Eukaryota, Metazoa, Chordata, Mammalia, Primates, Hominidae. Bases 962 to 1801 code for a protein of 279 amino acids.